Emericellopsis atlantica is the source of this 1256-nucleotide messenger RNA. Its product is annotated as Alpha/Beta hydrolase protein. The coding region runs from base 317 to 1246 and encodes 309 amino acids. Gene Ontology annotation, molecular function: hydrolase activity. Lineage: Eukaryota; Fungi; Ascomycota; Sordariomycetes; Hypocreales; Bionectriaceae. The record is from RefSeq and is a predicted model, not a curated record. The transcript is spliced from 4 exons.
GUCCAACGCCCGGUCACGUUUAUCUUUGCAAAAGAACGGCGGUCAAUUUAAUAUUCGAUGUUGAUGAUUUGAACUGUUGCCAGCUGCGCAGUUUGUACUGAGACCCUUCACUUCGAAUGUGAGGUUGAAUCGGGACAGUCAACCAAGCAGCAAUACGUCUGAUACAUGUGCGACAUGUAACGGCUCACCUCCACCAAGCUGCGCCUUCCAACAAAACAACCACCUGCAUCUGCGGAAUCCAUUGAAGAACUGUGCGCGUGUUUUCGAGAAAGCGUUUCCAGCACAUUACCAUAUACGAAGCGAGCAUUAACACAUCAUGGCCGACAACGACGUAGCAACCAGAGCUCCGGAGAGCGAUGCUCAAGAGCAGCCCACAGCACAAGCACCGGCGGCGGGAGAGCACUGCGUCACGGACAGACCGACCCCUGCCGGCGUCUCUUCCACUGGCGAGAUCGUCAAGCUCGGCCAGACCGAUAUCGAUGUCUACAUCUCCAAGCCUUCCGACUACCCUCAUGCGCCCGCUCGCCUUCUCCUCCUCCUGACAGGGGGCACUGGUAUCAAGUCCGUCAACAAUCAAAUCCAGGCCGACCGCUUCGCCAGUGAAGGUUACCUCGUUCUCAUGCCUGACAUGUUUGGUGGCGACACCGCCCCUGCCGCCCCCAUGGUCGACGAUUCCGCCUCGCUCCUCGAAAAGUUCAAGAUCCGAGCCGCCGAGAUGGCAAAGAGCUUCGUGAUUGACAUGUGGCUGGCGAGAAUCACACCCGACAAGGUCAUGCCUCGGCUGCACAAGGUCGUCGAGACGGCGAGAGAGCAACACGCUGAAGCAAUACGGCACGGGGACGGCAUCUAUGCAGUCGGCUACUGCGUUGGCGCACGGUUCGUCAUGCACCUCGCCCAGGAGCGCGAAGCUACAUCUGGUGGCGAUGAAGAGGCCGCGAAGCAAAAGGAGCCACCCCUGAUCAAGGCUGGCGCAUUGGCCCACCCUGCCAGUGUCGCGCCUGACGACUUCAAGGGGCUCAAGGCGCCUCUGAGUUUCGUUUGUGUUGAAAAUGAUCCUUUGUUCCCAGACGAAGUUCGCUCAGCGGGCGAGGACCAAAUGGCCGACGCAAACGUAGAGCACGAGGUGCAAGUGUACCCCGGUGUUCCUCACGGCUUUGCGGUGGUCGGCGAAUACCAAGACCAGUCCAUUAAGGAUGCGCAGGCGACAGCGUACGACCAGAUGCUCAAGUGGCUGCAGAAUCACUAGUCCAAGUAUC